UUUGCACUCAGCACGUGUGAGGAGAAGAGUUCCUUGAAAGAGAGAAGCUCCCAAGAAACAAACAUACAGAACGAAACCACACUUAACUGUCGCAGUCAGUCUCCAUUUAUUAACUUAAUGACGCAUAAAUCACUUCAACUCUGAAACUCUAACUUCUCUUAUGUCAACGGAAGCUUCCAAGCGCGACCAAUGGCAGUGGGAGAACGCCACCGCCGGCGCUGCCGCCGGAUUCGCCACCGUCGCCGUCAUGCAUCCCCUCGACGUUGUCCGAACUAGGUUCCAAGUUAACGAUGGCCGGGUCUCUCAUCUUCCCAGUUACAAGAACACUGCUCACGCCGUUUUCACCAUUGCUCGCUCUGAGGGAUUAAGAGGCUUAUAUGCGGGCUUUCUUCCUGGGGUUCUUGGGUCAACUAUUUCAUGGGGUUUAUAUUUCUUUUUCUAUGACAAAGCCAAGCAAAGAUAUGCUAGGAACAGGGAGGGUAAGUUGAAUGCAGGUCUUCAUCUUGCCUCAGCUGCUGAAGCAGGAGCUUUGGUUUGCCUGUGCACAAAUCCUGUGUGGCUAGUAAAGACAAGAUUGCAGCUUCAGACUCCUCUUCAUCAGACACGACCAUACUCUGGGCUUUAUGAUGCAUUUAGGACCAUAAUGAGGGAGGAAGGAUUUAGUGCACUUUACAAAGGGAUCGUUCCUGGUCUGUUUCUGGUCUCUCAUGGUGCUAUUCAGUUCACAGCAUAUGAGGAGCUUCGUAAAGUUAUUGUCGAUUUUAAGAGUAAGGGAAGUACAACACAUCAUCAAAACCCUGAUAAACUGCUGAAUUCUGUUGAUUAUGCCGUUCUUGGAGCAACAUCAAAACUUGCUGCAAUACUUCUGACCUAUCCAUUUCAGGUUAUACGGGCCCGAUUGCAGCAACGACCUAGUGGUGAUGGAGUUCCAAGAUAUAUGGACAGUUGGCAUGUUGUGAAAGACACUGCCCGAUUUGAAGGUGUCCGGGGUUUUUAUAAAGGAAUUACUGCAAACCUUUUAAAAAAUGCUCCUGCUUCAUCAAUAACAUUUAUUGUUUAUGAAAAUGUACUAAAAUUGCUUAAACUGACUAGAAGGAAUGACUGAGUUUUUUCAUUUUCCUUCGUGAUUCUUUCAUUUCUCUUUCUUGGGUUUAAUCUCCCCCCUUAUUUACUAUUUGUAGCCUUGAAAGCACAUUUUUCCUAUCAAUUUUUAACGAUGGGGAUUCCAUAAAAUAUAUAAUCUAGCAAUGUGGAUGCAAUUUCU
This is a messenger RNA of Abrus precatorius (Indian licorice), 1264 nucleotides long. RefSeq names its product folate transporter 1, chloroplastic. The record is from RefSeq and is a predicted model, not a curated record. The coding region runs from base 161 to 1105 and encodes 314 amino acids. Gene Ontology annotation, biological process: folate import into mitochondrion; nucleotide transport. Gene Ontology annotation, cellular component: chloroplast envelope. NCBI's taxonomy places the organism in Eukaryota, Viridiplantae, Streptophyta, Magnoliopsida, Fabales, Fabaceae. Gene Ontology annotation, molecular function: FAD transmembrane transporter activity; folic acid transmembrane transporter activity. The transcript is spliced from 11 exons.